Aspergillus saccharolyticus JOP 1030-1 is the source of this 720-nucleotide messenger RNA. RefSeq names its product HD domain-containing protein. Lineage: Eukaryota; Fungi; Ascomycota; Eurotiomycetes; Eurotiales; Aspergillaceae. The record is from RefSeq and is a predicted model, not a curated record. The transcript has 3 exons. The coding region runs from base 1 to 720 and encodes 239 amino acids.
AUGGACACCUUUCGCCAGAUUUUGCAAUCAGCCCGCCAAUCCAACUUUGGGCGGUACAUUGCGCAAGAAGAUGCGGUCUUUGAAUCCGUGGCGGAGGCUGUCCUGCAACACAUGAGCCAGUACGAUGCCUCCCACGACUUCCACCACAUCCUGCGCGUCGUAGCCCUAUCCCAGAAGAUCCUCGCCGCCGAAUUCGAGUGCGAGUCCGAGCGACACGAAUGGUAUAGGCCGGACAUGAUCCUUUUGAGCGCCCUUCUUCACGACGUCAACGACAAGAAAUACGCACCACCCGCGUCCCCCUCCGGGACGCAGUUGUCCAAAGUGGCUCUGGUGCUGCAAAAAGCCGGAAUCGCGGAAGAAGACAUUGCCCACGUCGAGGAGGUGGUGAACCAUGUCUCCUACUCGACGGAAGUCCAGAACCCGGAGAAGGUGACGGAGGUUCUCGAGGACUAUCCGGACCUCGCCGUGGUGCAAGAUGCCGAUCGCUUGGAUGCUCUGGGCGCCAUUGGGGUGGGCAGAAUGUUUACCUAUGGGGGCGCGAGGGUCCCGGAUGCUAGCAUGCAGCGAUCGAGGGCUCAUAUCGAUGAGAAGUUGGUCAAGCUGGAGGGGAUGAUGAAGACCGAAGCCGGGCUGAAGAUGGCGAAGGAACGGACGGAGCGACUGGUGCUUUUCAGCAAAUGGUGGGAUGAGGAGGCUGCCUUGUUCGAGCCAGAAGCCUAG